AUGAUGUUCACGGCCGCACUUCUGUCAGUUGCCCCUUUGGCAUUCGCGGCAUUGGUAGAUGCCAUCGUAACUCAAGGCUCGUACACAUGGAAGAACGUCAAAAUUGGUGGAGGCGGAGGUUUCGUCCCCAACAUCGUCUUCAAUACCGAAGAAAAAGGCCUCGCAUACGCCAGGACCGAUAUUGGCGGUGUUUAUCGGCUGAACCCAGACGAUUCAUGGACACCUUUGACCGACUUCGCCAAUGAUACCUACUGGGGGUUCUGGGGCUCGGAUGCUCUGGCCACCGAUCCUGUGGACCCCAAUAACUUGUACAUCGCUACUGGCAUGUACACUAACUCUUGGGACCCCAACAACGGUCAUAUUCUCAAGUCGACGAACCGCGGCGCAUCGUUUACUGCAUUCCCUCUUCCCUUCAAGGUCGGUGGAAACGAUCCCGGACGAGGCAUGGGCGAGCGUCUUGCGAUAGACCCGAAUAAUAACAAGAUCCUGUUUUUUGGAGCACGUUCAGGCCACGGCCUUUGGAAAUCGACCAAUUCCGGAGAAACUUGGACGAAUGUCACAUCCUUUCCAUCUGUCGGCACCUAUGUUCAGGAUCCGACGGAUCCUUCCGGACUGGGAAGCGACAUCAUGGGCAUCGCUUGGGUCACCUUCGAUCACGUCUCCGCUGACUCCAAGACCUCGACCGGAUCUAAACGCAUCUUUGUCGGUGUUGCUAACAUGGGUGCGGACAACGUCUUCGUCAGCGAGGACGCCGGAGUUACGUGGAAAGCUGUCUCUGGCCAGAACUCGACCUUCAUCCCGCAUCACGGUGUCUUGAGUCCCAAAGAGGGCCCUGCUCUGUACCUGCCCUACGCUAACGGCAUUGGCCCUUACGACGGUACCGCCGGUUACGUGAAGAAGUACUUCAUCAAUAACAGUACUUGGGUCGACAUCACUCCUGCUCAAGGCAUCGCGGACAACGCUUAUGGCUACGGUGGUCUCUCUGUCGACUUGCAAAGGCCGGGUACGGUGAUGGUCGCACCCCUCAAUGAAUGGUACCCGGAUGCCGACAUCUACCGUAGCACCGACGGCGGUAAUUCGUGGACCGGACUCUUUACGACGAGUUACCCACCUCCCGACUAUCAGCUCUUCGUCAAUCGCUCUUAUAAUUACGAUGUUAGCAAAGCGCCUUGGAUCACGACCUUUGCGACGGGAGAUACUAAGCACAUCGGAUGGAUGAUCGAGGGCCUCUCGAUUGAUCCUUUCGAUUCUAACCACUGGUUGUACGGUACCGGGUUGACACUCUAUGGCGGACACGAUCUCCUAAAUUGGGACGCUGCCCCUCGCAAGAAUGUCACGGUCGCGAGCCUGGCAGACGGAAUCGAGGAAACUGCGGUUCAGGGCCUAUCGGCUCCUCUCAGUGGCCCUCUCCUAUUGAGCGCUGUUGGCGAUGUCGGUUCUUUCCGUCACACCUCUUUGACCACUCCACCUACGGAGAAUGCAAACCCGAUAUGGGCAGGAACCGCUUCUGAUGUUGACUACGCCGGUGGUGCCCCUUCUAACCUCGUGCGUCUGGCGGGCAUCGCUGGCCAACCGAUCGCCACGAGUAACGACAGCGGCGUCACCUGGACUCCUCUUUCGACCGCAUCGAGUACGGCGUCCGGCGGCAAGAUUGCAAUCUCUGCGGAUGGCUCGACCAUCGUUUGGUCCCAGGCGUCGGGCUUGAGCGGACCGCAAUACUCUGCGAACGGCGGGGCCUUUGCAGCCCCGGCAGGCUUGCCUUCAUCGGCGCUCGUCGUAGCCGACAAGCUCAACACAUCCGUGUUCUAUGCCAUAUCCGGGAAAUCGUUCUAUGUAUCCGCCGACGGUGCCAAGACGUUUACCCAGACCUCCACCCUCGGCACCGCCCAGUCUUCCACCGCGAUCGCUGCGUCCCCGUUCAAAGCAGGAGAGCUGUUCGUCUCUACCUCCGCGGGCGUCUUCCAUUCAACGGAUUUCGGCAAGACUCUUACCAGCAUACCCGGCGCAACGAACGCCUGGGACAUCGCCGUGGGUGUGCCCAAGACGAAGAGCGCGAGGACGCCGCCGGUGCUCUUCGCUUCGGCGACCAUCUCGGGUGUCAACUCCGUUUACCGCACGGAUGAUCUCGGCGCGAACUGGGUAAAGGUGGCGGAUGUCGCGCAUGGCUUCGGGUCCGCAUCUGGCUUGGUUUUGGCGGCGGAUGCGAGAGUGUAUGGGCGCGUAUUUGUGGGGACGAACGGGCGAGGUAUAUUCUACGGAGAAGUCUAA
Punctularia strigosozonata HHB-11173 SS5 is the source of this 2268-nucleotide messenger RNA. RefSeq names its product CEL6 protein. The record is from RefSeq and is a predicted model, not a curated record. The transcript is spliced from 14 exons. Lineage: Eukaryota; Fungi; Basidiomycota; Agaricomycetes; Corticiales; Punctulariaceae. Gene Ontology annotation, biological process: xyloglucan metabolic process. Gene Ontology annotation, molecular function: protein binding. The coding region runs from base 1 to 2268 and encodes 755 amino acids.